This is a messenger RNA of Physella acuta, 716 nucleotides long. RefSeq lists its product as uncharacterized. Lineage: Eukaryota; Metazoa; Mollusca; Gastropoda; Physidae. Gene Ontology annotation, biological process: regulation of apoptotic process. The record is from RefSeq and is a predicted model, not a curated record.
UUGGUUCAUUCUUGACGACCCAAAUGCUUUAGAUAUACAUCUACUAUCGAGUUGGUUAUCAGAAAACUUAAACAAGUGAGUUCAUCAAUGGCUAAUGUUCCACUAGCAACUGAAGCUUGGCCGGAGGAAAAUGUAGCUACUAAGGCAUGUAACGGUGGUCAAGUGUUUCUGUUAUUUGUCAAACAAAGAUUGAAAGACGACAACCCGGAGUUAAUCAGUCAACUGUCCUUCUUAAGUACUGCACAAGCUAAGGAAAAUGUGGAGUUGAAGCAUGUGUGUGCAGGUCUCGAAGAUGUAGCCCGACACUUUUUGAAUUCUAAACACAGAAAACUGACAAGAGACGAGGCUAUGGCGCACAGCCUUGAUGUGAAAGAGCAAGACUUUAAAUCUAUCGUCCAAGAAGUUUUAGCCGCAGCAACACAAAACGUAUCAGAACACAUCAUCGUAGUUUUCUUCUUCUUGUACGACUACGUGAUGAGAAUGUACUCCAAAGGUAUCGCUAAGAUGGAUCAGGUGCUAGGCUGGUGCCAGACGGCAGUUGUGGAGGGGAUUGACCCUAAGGUCACCCAAGUGGGGGGAUGGGCACACGUUUUUUCAAAGAAAAAACCAAAACAAAGGCCACAGUCGUCAAGUAGUCUGUUCUCUAGACUGUUGUUUUGGAGGAAAUAAUCAAUCAAAUAAAAUAUUUUUUCACGCAAACAUAUCUCAAUGCGCAU